Molecule: messenger RNA, 3286 nt
Organism: Diospyros lotus (date-plum)
Lineage: Eukaryota; Viridiplantae; Streptophyta; Magnoliopsida; Ericales; Ebenaceae
Exons: 3
Coding region: 22-2001 (659 amino acids)
Molecular function (GO): DNA binding; protein dimerization activity
Source: RefSeq, a predicted model, not a curated record
UCUUUUCAGAAUUUUUUUACAAUGUUUUUUCAAAUUUAUGACUCCUUGCUUAUGAUGAUUAUGGCAGAUAUCCUAAUCCUAAUGGCAUCUGAUUCAAAUGCUCCUAGUGGCUCCUCUAGCAGUGGUAGAAAAGAUCCAGCAUGGAAAUAUAACACACUGCCAGAUCCAAAGGACAUAAACUGUUUAAAAUGUAAUUUUUGUGGAAAAAUAACGAAAGGAGGGGUUUACCGAGCUAAACAACACCUUGUUGGAGGGUAUAGGAAUGCCAAAGUUUGUCCAAAAUGUCCUUCACAUGUUAAAGAAGAAAUUAGAGAGUAUAUGUCGAAAAAGCUAGAAGAGAAGAACAACAGUGAUGUUAUACCAGAUUUUGACGACAUUGAUACCCUUGGAGAUGAUGAUGAUGAUGAAGUGGUUUUUGAAAGAGGUGUUAAAAGGCCUAUGUCUUCAAGUUCAAGUCAAGGUUUAACAAUGCAACAAAAAAAGCAAAGGAUGAAAGGGCCUUUGGAUUUGCUUUCGCCUCCUAAACUUAAAGUGAGCACUGGGAAGCAAACAACAAUGGAGACCCAUGUCAAUAAAGAACUGAGGGAGAAUGCUUGCGUUUGGUUUUCUAGAUGGAUGUAUGAAGCUGGCUUGUCUUUCAAUGCAGUCAAGUAUCCAAGUUUUAAGCCAAUGAUUGAGGCUAUUGGUCGAGCUGGUCCAAGCAUGAAACCUCCUAGUUAUCAUGAGGUGAGAGUUCCUUAUCUUAAGAAGGAGUUGGUACGAACAAAUGAAAUUAUGAAGAGUCAUAAGGAGGAUUGGCCUAAAUAUGGAUGUUCCCUUAUGUGUGAUGGUUGGAAGGAUAAGAGAGAGAGAUCUUUGCUUAACUUUUUGGUAAAUUGUCCAAAGGGAAGCAUGUUCAUUAGAUCCAUUGAUACUUCCUCAUAUGCCAAGGAUGCUAUUAAAAUAUUUAAAUUACUUGACCAGUUUGUAGAGGAAGUAGGUGAAGCAAAUGUGGUUCAAGUUGUGACUGAUAAUGCCUCGGCUAAUGUUUUAGCUGGAGAGUUCUUAAUGGCUAAGCGAAAGCACUUAUAUUGGACACCAUGUGCUGCCCAUUGCUUAGACCUAAUGUUAGAAGAUAUUUUUAAACUUCCUAUAUUGAAGAAGACUUUUCAAAAAGCAUGUGCAGUAAAUGGAUUUUUGUAUAGCUCUACACAAGUGUUGAAUAUGAUGAGAAUAUUCACAAAAAAGAGAGAGAUGUUAAGACCUGGGAAAACAAGAUUUGCCACGGCUUUCCUCACCCUUUCAAGACUUCAUAAACAAAAAGCCAACUUGAGGAAGAUGUUCACUUCAGAAGAGUGGACUAACUCUAAAUUUGCAAGAGAAGCACGGGGUAAGCUUGCAUCUCAAACAGUGUUACAAGAUUCAUUUUGGAAAAAUGUUCUUUAUGCUCUCAAGGUGUCAGGGCCACUUGUCAAGGUGCUUAGAGUGGUAGACAAUGAGGAUAAGCCUGCUAUGCCUUAUAUUUAUGAGGCUAUGGAUAGGGCAAAAGAAGCCAUUGCAAAAUCUUUUGAUGAUGAAAGGAAAUACAAGCAAAUAUUUGAAAUCAUUGAUGGGAGGUGGAAUAUUCAAUUGCAUUGUCCUCUACAUGCAACCGGAUAUUACUUGAAUCCAGAAUUUUUUUAUUCAAAUGCAAGCAUUGGAGAAGAUCAAGAGAUUAUUGAUAGGUUGUAUCAAACCAUAGAGAGGUUGGUUCCCACUGCAGAGGUGCAAGACAAAAUUUCUAAAGAGCUAAGCUUGUAUAAAAAUGCUGAAGGGAUAUUUGGAAAACAAAUAUGCAUAAGAGGAAGGAAUCAAUUGGCACCAGUUGAAUGGUGGUCUCAAUUUGGUACUGCAACCCCUAAUUUGCAAAAGUUUGCCAUCAAGAUAUGUAGCCUCACUUGUAGCUCUUCAGGUUGUGAAAGGAAUUGGAGUGUCUUUGAGCAUAUAAGGGUGUUUUUUCUUAUUCUUAAUAUUCACCACUAAAGGUGUAUAAUUUCUUAUUUCUUUAACUUACUGAUUCUAAUUUAAUUGUGACAACUUCAUAACAAAAAGAGAAAUCGAUUGGAGCAACAACGUCUCAAUGAUUUGGUAUUUGUCAAGUAUAAUAGAGCUUUGAGACGUCGUUUUAGUUUGCGUAAAUCAAUUGAUCCAAUUUCUUUAGAUGAAGUUGAUGAAAGUAAUGAGUGGUUGCUUGGGGCAAUUGAUAAAUUUGGAGAGUCAGAUGAUGAGCUGGUACAUGAAGAUCAUGAUUUGACAUGGGCUGAUGUUGCUAUGGCAUCUGGUGUUAAAGAAGCUAAUCACUCAACUAGAUCAAAAGCGACUUCAACUUCAAAUUUGACAAGGGGGAGGGGGACAAGGGCAUCAACUUCAAAUGCUCCAAUGGAUCUUGACGAGGAAGAAGAAGAUGGAGAGGGAGAUGAUGUAGAAGAAGAUAUUGGAGAUGAUAGUUCUGAUGAUGAAAAUAUGGAUACAUUUGAUCUUGAUGAUGAGGAUGAUUUCUAGUUAUUAUGUAUAUCUAGUUAAUCCUAAUUAAAAUUUAGCCAUUUAGGACCUAUUAAUGGUUUAACUGUUUAAGGUUGAUCAUUUAACUUUUCCUUUUAAGUUGAUUGUUGACUUAAAAUCUUAAAACUAACAUUUUUUGGUGGGUUUUGCUUAAGUUUAAUGACAUUUUUAAUACUAUUUUGUUGGCUUUUAAUUAUAUAUGUCAAAUACUAAUUUUGUUUUUUAUUUGUGGUGUUUAAAUGUUGAUUCCUUUUUCUGAUUUGUUGAAAUAUGGUGAGAUUUAAUUUGCUGAAAUUUACAGGUAUGUCAUGAAUUAUGUUUAUGUUGUGAUUUAUUUAAUAUAUGUUGAAUUCUUGAAUUUUUUGAUAACAUAAAUGUUGAUAUGUGAUUAGGAUCUAUUUUAUGACUUAUUAUUCAAUUAAGAAGUAUAUUUUUCUUUCUUCUUAGUUAGCAUGCGCCUUGCACCUGCCAGGCGCGCGCCUCGCCUUGUGCCUUGCGCCUCAGGCUCCAAGACCCUUUGCGCCUUAGUGUGCCUUGGGCCUUUAAUAACACUGAUAGAUACAAAAUUUCUUUUGCCUGUCUUUUGUUUCACUCUAUUUUCUUUUAGGUUGUAGGAAGGGAUGAAAUUGCUUAUGCCUUUACUAUGAUCACCAAUAACAAUGAUAUGAGAUUGCCAACUUAAUUCUAUGUAUGCACGUAGGAUUUGUGGAAGGAAAAGAAAAACAAAAUUAAAUGUUUUUAUGUGCAUGUAUGUAAGAAAUUACAU